AGGAAUUCCCUAGGUUUUGUAAAUUUUUGCAAAACUCAUAUCUUGCUCCACAUGAGAAGAAAAAAAAAACAUUAGGAGCUAUAGGGGUAAUUUCUUCCACCUUCCCCCUGCGCUUGUUUCUAGGGUUUUAUUUCCAACCUUUUGCUUCAAAUAGGGUUUUAUUUCAAAAAGCAGGCCCUCGGAAUUUACAGAUCGUGAGGCCAAGAAGGCGGAGUAGCAGCAGGCACUAUCGAGAGGCUUUGAACAACUUACAAUGUCUGGGAAGAAGAAGACCAGAGAAGUUAAGGAGGAAAAUGUUACUCUAGGACCUGCAGUCAGGGAAGGAGAACACGUGUUUGGUGUAGCCCACAUAUUUGCUUCUUUCAAUGAUACAUUUGUGCAUGUGACUGAUUUGUCUGGAAAGGAAACACUUGCCCGUGUUACUGGUGGAAUGAAGGUCAAAGCUGACAGAGAUGAAUCAUCACCAUAUGCUGCAAUGCUUGCAGCACAAGAUGUUGCACAAAGAUGCAAGGAGCUUGGCAUAACUGCCUUGCAUAUUAAGCUUCGUGCAACAGGAGGGAAUAAGACAAAGACUCCUGGACCUGGGGCACAAUCAGCUCUUCGUGCUCUUGCUCGAUCUGGAAUGAGAAUUGGUCGCAUAGAGGAUGUGACUCCCAUUCCAACGGACAGUACCAGAAGAAAGGGUGGACGAAGAGGAAGAAGGCUGUAGUAUUUUUGUUGGAUGCUAUUAUUUGUUUUGACAGCUUAAAAGUCUGUUUUUUUGGUGGAACAUGAGGUCAAGAGGACUUUUCUGUUCUUAAGUUUACUCAAGCACAUUGCAUGAUUUGCAAAUACAAGAGUACACGAUUUAAUUUAA
Molecule: messenger RNA, 856 nt
Organism: Cryptomeria japonica (Japanese cedar)
Lineage: Eukaryota; Viridiplantae; Streptophyta; Pinopsida; Cupressales; Cupressaceae
Product: small ribosomal subunit protein uS11y
Exons: 6
Coding region: 254-709 (151 amino acids)
Biological process (GO): maturation of SSU-rRNA from tricistronic rRNA transcript (SSU-rRNA, 5.8S rRNA, LSU-rRNA); ribosomal small subunit assembly; translation
Cellular component (GO): cytosolic small ribosomal subunit; ribosome
Molecular function (GO): mRNA 5'-UTR binding; small ribosomal subunit rRNA binding; structural constituent of ribosome
Source: RefSeq, a predicted model, not a curated record